UUGAUGUCAUCCUGAGCAGCUGGGCGGCGGGUGCCGGUGCGCACAGAGCAGGGGCUCCCACUGCGCCGCGCCGCGCCGGAUCCGAGUCCCACCACUCAGCGGAGGUUCGCGCACUGCUGGGGCCAGCCCAGAGCCUUCCGUGCGCCCGGCCUCGACCCGGGGCUAAGCUCGGGGCAUGCUCCAGCCCCCUCCCCGGAACCCGGGAGAGAACCCAGGAGCGCCGCCGCCCAGCCCCAGCGCCCCGAGCGGAACCGCUGCGAAGGAGUCCUGAACGAACGCCCCCGGGGGUCAGCGACCAAAGUCUGGGUUUCUGAGAAAGCCAGGGUGGGAGCUCUAACUGGAUUCUUCUGGACCCUCCGGAAGGACCUUAGGCCUGAGCCAGCCUCCUUUCUACCCUGCCUGCCCCCCAGGACUGGAAAGUCAUCAAAGGCCCUGGGGGGGGGCCCCAGGACUGUGGUUGUGCCCCCCCCCAAUGCCCCGACAGGAUGGGCCCGAGUUAGUCCACCCCGCCUCACCCAGCAUCCUCCAAGCCCAGAGGGAACCUCUGGGUCUCUGAAAGCUUGAUCUGCCGCCUGUCUGCCAUGGAGACGAAGCUGCCUCCUGCGAGCACCCCUACCAGCCCCUCCUCCCCGGGGCUGUCGCCUGUGCCCCCACCCGACAAGGUGGAUGGCUUCUCCCGCCGUUCCCUCCGCAGGGCCCGGCCCAGGCGCUCCCACAGCUCCUCUCAGUUCCGCUAUCAGAGCAACCAGCAAGAGCUCACGCCACUGCCCCUGCUCAAAGAUGUGCCAGCCUCUGAGCUGCAUGAGCUGCUGAGCCGGAAGCUGGCCCAGUGUGGGGUGAUGUUUGACUUCUUGGACUGUGUGGCUGACCUAAAGGGGAAGGAGGUGAAGCGAGCAGCACUCAAUGAGCUGGUGGAAUGUGUGGGGAGCACCCGGGGCGUCCUGAUCGAGCCUGUCUACCCAGACAUCAUCCGCAUGAUCUCAGUGAAUAUCUUCCGGACCCUGCCACCCAGUGAGAACCCUGAAUUUGAUCCUGAAGAGGAUGAACCCAACCUUGAGCCUUCGUGGCCCCAUCUGCAGCUGGUAUAUGAGUUUUUCCUGCGUUUCUUGGAGAGCCCAGACUUCCAGCCCUCUGUGGCCAAGAGAUAUGUGGAUCAAAAGUUUGUCCUGAUGCUCCUGGAGCUAUUUGAUAGCGAGGACCCCCGAGAGCGUGAGUACCUCAAGACCAUCCUGCACCGAGUCUAUGGCAAGUUCCUGGGUCUCCGGGCCUAUAUUCGCAAACAGUGCAAUCACAUCUUCCUCCGUUUCAUCUAUGAAUACGAGCACUUCAAUGGUGUGGCUGAGCUGCUGGAGAUCUUAGGAAGCAUCAUAAAUGGCUUUGCGCUGCCCCUGAAGACUGAGCACAAGCAGUUCCUGGUUCGUGUCCUGAUUCCCCUACACUCAGUCAAGUCACUGUCUGUCUUUCAUGCCCAGCUGGCAUACUGUGUGGUGCAGUUCCUGGAGAAGGAUGCCACCUUGACAGAGCACGUGAUCCGGGGGCUGCUCAAAUACUGGCCAAAAACCUGCACACAGAAGGAGGUGAUGUUUCUGGGGGAGAUGGAAGAGAUUCUUGAUGUCAUCGAGCCUUCCCAGUUUGUGAAGAUCCAGGAGCCCCUCUUCAAGCAGGUGGCUCGCUGUGUUUCCAGCCCCCAUUUCCAGGUUGCAGAGCGGGCUCUGUAUUUCUGGAACAAUGAGUAUAUCCUGAGCCUCAUUGAGGACAACUGCCACACUGUGCUGCCUGCUGUGUUUGGGACCCUCUAUCAAGUCUCCAAGGAGCACUGGAAUCAAACCAUCGUAUCUCUGAUCUACAAUGUGCUCAAGACCUUCAUGGAGAUGAAUGGAAAGCUGUUUGAUGAGCUCACAGCCUCCUACAAGCUGGAAAAGCAGCAGGAGCAGCAGAAGGCCCGGGAGCGUCAAGAGCUAUGGCAAGGCCUGGAGGAACUGCGGCUACGCCGACUACAGGGGACCCAGGGGGCCAGGGAGGCCCCCCUCCAGCGGCUUACACCCCAGGUGGCCACCAGUGGGGGUCAGAGCUAGAGAGCCUCCCAGAAAGGGAAAAGCUGAACCCAGAGCUAUCAGUCCCUCCAUCCCUCCUCCUGCCCAGGGGCCCAGAGAGAUACACGCUUAUCCCUGGCCUUGCCAGAGUGGGCUCUGAGGACUCCCUGCCCAGUCCAGCGUGGGCAGUUUUUACCAGGGGGCAGACGAGGAGAGGAGAGGUGGUCUUGGCAACAGAACUCUCAGGCCCGCAUGGCAGGACUUGACCAGGGCAAGCUUGACCAGGAAGCUGCCAUCAGGGAUCUUCCCCUGCCUCAGGCCAGCACGACAUCCUUUCUCAUCCCCACCGUGGGGGUCCAUGGUCUAUUUAUUCUCGCCCUGCUUACCCUCAAUACAGACACUGUCCUGGGCCUGGGGCAUCUUCCUUCCCUCCCCUCCCUUGCCCUAUACUUCCUUGUCCCCUCUUUAUUUAUUGGGCAGGGGGAGGGGUGAGGGCACAAACAAGAACAGAUUCACAGUGUCCUGGGGUAAGGGGGGGGCGGGUCACAGUAAUCAUUGCCUAUCUCCCUUC
Cynocephalus volans (Philippine flying lemur) is the source of this 2604-nucleotide messenger RNA. It is a transcript of the gene PPP2R5B, whose product is annotated as protein phosphatase 2 regulatory subunit B'beta. The record is from RefSeq and is a predicted model, not a curated record. Gene Ontology annotation, cellular component: nucleus; protein phosphatase type 2A complex; cytosol. The coding region runs from base 582 to 2075 and encodes 497 amino acids. NCBI's taxonomy places the organism in Eukaryota, Metazoa, Chordata, Mammalia, Dermoptera, Cynocephalidae. The transcript has 14 exons. Gene Ontology annotation, biological process: signal transduction; protein dephosphorylation. Gene Ontology annotation, molecular function: protein phosphatase activator activity.